AAGCAAUUUCUUCUAGCAAGUCCACUCACAUAGCCAAACAAAAAAUGACAUCAAAAUUUACAAGCAAGAUUUAAUCUUUUUUUCGAAAAAAAAAGGACACCUUAUCGCUCACCAUGUAUCCUACUCCAAUCCCACCGGACACAAUCUGCACACAUCAGCUUAGAUAGCUUUCCCCUUUUACAAACUCCCCAUACCUGAUACCUUUCUUUCUUUCUCUUCUCUCCCCCUCCCUUUUUUUUUUUUUUUUUCCUCCUCUCUUUGCUAAACAAUUGCAAACCGAGCCAUUUAAGUAGAAUCAUUUUGUUUAUGCUCUAUGAUGGAAUGUUUAAUCUAUAUCUAAAAUCCCAUAUCAAUCUUCUCUUGAAACCAUUUGUCUGUUUUAUGUGUUAUAUAAUAAUAGGUUCUGUUUUAUAUAUGAUUUGCAGUUGAGGAGCAGAACGAAGAUGUUUCUCCACCAUCCAUUGCAAAAAUUCCAAAAUCUUACAUGCCGAGUGUAGCUAUACCAACAAUUUCUGUACCUGAAAAAGCAGAGAAGAAAAACGAGAAAUUUGAAGAGGAUAAUCAACAAAAUAUUGGAGCGAGUUCGAUACCUCGGCCACGGGCUGUAUUAUCAAGUCCGAAUAAUGAUGUAGUUAUUGGGAAUAAAAACAGAGUCAAAACAGAAAGGCCAUCGGUUUUGAAAAAUCGUAAGACAAUUCAAAAUAGGGAUGCACUAUGUAAGGUUAUCCCAAGCCGGACAGCAGAAAAUUCUAUGAACAUGAAAAAGUCCAAGGAGGUUCCGGAUGAGAGCAAUCUUAAAGGCAAAAAAGCAUCAGCAGUAACAGUUCCGAGUCAGAGACGAAAUCCUAGAACCGGGAAACCAAGCUCUAUUAGAAUUUGAGUGUUUGUUUUUUGUAAUUGCCACUAUAUCAAGUGCUCAUACUUGAUGGAAUAUACUGAUACAGAGCGUUGUUAGCGUUUGCUUCAUUGUAAUUUUAUUUCACAUGAUAGAUUUUGCAGAAUCAAUAUUUUAUAUUCAGCUUC
This is a messenger RNA of Ziziphus jujuba (common jujube), 1023 nucleotides long. RefSeq lists its product as uncharacterized. The coding region runs from base 485 to 880 and encodes 131 amino acids. Lineage: Eukaryota; Viridiplantae; Streptophyta; Magnoliopsida; Rosales; Rhamnaceae. The transcript is spliced from 3 exons. The record is from RefSeq and is a predicted model, not a curated record.